UUCCUCAUUAAAGUAUAAAUAACGUGUGGCGAGACACGGUGGUACGAGUCUCCAGCAGAAAUUUUGCUUAGUUCGUCUUCUAUUCUAUUUGGCAAGAUGAAGUACGCAACAGUAGCUCUGAUUGCACUUAGUCUUUUUGCGGUGAUUUCUGCAGCUCCAUCACAGGAUAGCAAUGAAAGUUAUCUCUCCAAAUUUAAACAAGCUGCAGCAGUCGAGGGCGCUAAAGUGGCUUCCUACAUUCAAGAUAAAGCAGCUGAAGCGAAUAAGUACCUGAGCGAUGUAAGUAGUAAACAGCAUGAACAUUCUCAAAUUCAUAAAGAAGAUCACGAUUCAUAUGUGACUGAUUCAAACAAAGGCGAAUCAUCAACCCCGUCUCAGGAUGAAAAUGACAAGCAAUAUAACGUUGAAUUUGAUUCAAACAAAGAUAAAUCAUCUACCAAAUAGCUAGAAGAGUAAAAUACAGCAUGCAACGGCAUUUUUCUUUUUAAAUUCAAGUUGCAUUGGGUCAAUGAUAUUAUGUACGCUAAAGCUAAUAUAUUAUAUUUUGAAAUUGCAAUAAACGAUCAUUAAAAACUAAA
Molecule: messenger RNA, 578 nt
Organism: Nasonia vitripennis (jewel wasp)
Lineage: Eukaryota; Metazoa; Arthropoda; Insecta; Hymenoptera; Pteromalidae
Exons: 5
Coding region: 97-444 (115 amino acids)
Source: RefSeq, a predicted model, not a curated record